Messenger RNA from Plodia interpunctella (Indianmeal moth), 7182 nucleotides. RefSeq names its product fire dancer (gene fid). The transcript is spliced from 8 exons. Gene Ontology annotation, biological process: tRNA methylation; tRNA wobble uridine modification. Lineage: Eukaryota; Metazoa; Arthropoda; Insecta; Lepidoptera; Pyralidae. Gene Ontology annotation, molecular function: tRNA (5-carboxymethyluridine(34)-5-O)-methyltransferase activity; S-adenosylmethionine-dependent methyltransferase activity; tRNA binding. The coding region runs from base 417 to 4859 and encodes 1480 amino acids. Gene Ontology annotation, cellular component: nucleus; cytoplasm. The record is from RefSeq and is a predicted model, not a curated record.
AUUCUCAAUCAGUUGCACAUAGCAUUUCGCGUCGGUCAGGCUUCACGACCCCUUGAGCAAUCCAACGACCGUAUUGCCAACAAAAAACGUGCUGAAAUCGCGUUUCCGACUCGAGAAAUAGCGUUAACAUCAAGAUUAAUACGUAGAUAAGAUUCAUCGUUUAGGUGUGAGUGAAAAUUCUGAAAUUAGAAAAAGUUAAAACCGUCUGUGAUUGACAACUUUACCGCAAGUGCAAUGAAAAUUAAAUCGAACUGAGCUUUUAUUGGUGGUUUGUGGGUUCCGAGCUGUGCAGCUGAGGUAUAGAGAUGUCGACUAAAUCAAGAAGAAAACGACACAGUCUGCUAUGACUACAAGCAGGCGGUACAAGAAAGCUGACUCCACAAUAUGAUAAAGCGCGGUGCAAUGGCAGUACGGUGAUGGCGGAUGGCGGCGCGGGCGCGGAGGCGGAGGCGGGGGCGGGCGAGUGCGCGGCGCGGGGGGCGGCGCUCGAGCGGGCGUACGUGCACGAUGUGUAUGAGCAAGCUGGGGAGGACGGAGACGAGGGCCCCAGGGCUCCGGCCCCGGGCGUGCGCACCUUCUUGUCCGGACUCGAGCCUGGCAGCCUCGUUUGCGAUGUUGGUUGCGGCAACGGCAAAUACUUGAGUGUGAAUCCGUCCGUGUUCUCCGUGGGCGGCGACCGCUGCUCGCGACUGGCCACCACCGCCCGACAUCACAACAAUGAGGUGGUGGUAUGCGACAACCUCUGCUUGCCGUUUCGGGAUGAAUCGUUCGACGCAGUGUUGUCCAUUGCCGUGGUACAUCACUUCGCGACCGUGGAGCGACGGGCGAUGGCGCUGCGCGAGCUGGCGCGUGUCACCAGGAUCGGGGGACGUCUCCUGCUCACAGUGUGGGCCAUGGAACACGAGGGCAGAAACUUCCACUCACAGGACGUAUUGAUCCCAUGGCAUCGGCCCGCAACGCUGUGCCCGCCCACGCAAACCCCGAGGUUCCUAUCUGUCGAUAACGAUCAAUACGCCGAGCCAUGGAAGAGCCGAGACGGGUCACCGGGUUCAUCAUCGUUGUCAUCGCCCAACGAAACAUGCUACUCUUUCGUGCGACGAGCGCUGCAGCGGCUGGCGGGGCGACGGUCCUUCCUCCCCUCCUGGAGCAUGAGCUCCCGAAUGCCCCCCCGCCCCUGCACGCGGCCAGAACCACCAGCUGCUGAUCUACCCAUCGAACUUCGUCGACUAGACGAAGCUCUCCCACCCAGAUUGGUCACCCAGCAAUCAGAAUCAUCCACUAUGAAAUCCCAAAGUCUAACUGACAUAGCUGACGUUGAUCGCCGCGCAUUAAUAAGAUCACGAUCGAGCCUCCCCAGUCUCGUAAUUGAUGAAAACACAAAACCGCAUGAAAACCACACUGUCCCUGAAUAUAAUGAGCCAAGGAAGAAACCACGACUCGUUAAACAAAAGAAAUCUAUAAACGAAGACGACGCUGACGAAGACCUCGACAAACCUACAGACAUGAAAAGUUUAGUCGAAGAAAUGCCUAAUUUCAAAAUUCACACACAUAGACUUCAAUCCAAAAAACCUGGGGUUUUCAAGCAAACAUCACUCAAUGAGGAACUGAUGUCCGUUGAGCGAUUAAGAGAAAAGGAACGUUUAAGAAAAAAUAUACAAAAGCAGGCGUCAUUGAACGAAGAAUACCUCUAUCGAAGGCCUGGGGCUUUAGAUUCGAUCCGCGACUCAAUAUUUUCUACGUCAGCAACAACGGCUAAGAAAUUCCAAUCACUUAAAAAUGGCCUCACUAGUAAAUUUAAAACGUCUACAACGAAUAUAGAUAAAGUAACAGUGUUCGUAAGGAUGCUACAAGGUUGGAAGAAUCACGGACCGGUCCCUGAAGUUCCUACGCCAAACGAUAAUAAUACCGCUACUGAAAAAACGUAUCCUGAAAGACGACAUUCUAGAGAAGAUGGUUCUGAUUCAUCGAAAGAUAGCAGUCUGCAAAGCGACACUAGUGUCGAUUCUGAAGACAGCUUUGCUUCUGUUAUAUUUGUUCCCAAAGCAGACGGUUCAGGAGACCCUUUAUCCCCAACACCUCUUUCACCAGGUCCUACGUCACCAAGGCUGAAAGUAUCAUCUGUACCGACUUCACCGAGAAUGAAAAGUUCACCAGGCCUUCCAUCUCCGAGGAUAAAACAAGCAUUCCCUCUCAUUCGUCCGCCUGCUUCACCAAAUAGUGUACAACCACCAAGUUCUGUAAACAAAAUACUAGUAGCCCAGUACAGCUUAAAGAAUUAUUCAACAAACACAGUCUGUGCAGUGCCUCUUAAACCUCAAUCAAAAAGCCAACCUAACUCUCCACCUAAAUCAGAAUCUGAAGAUUGCAAUAUCAAGCCAGAAUUACAACAUAUAAUAAAUAGAGAUAUUUGUAUGGAAGUUUUCGAAGAAAUAGAUCCAAUACCACCUAUUCAGGAAGAAGAGGAAACUCCCAGUGAAAUAACCAAAGAACUAAUUGCAGAAAUCAAUAAAGAUAUAGAAGAAAUACAUAAGCUAACUGCAGAAACAAAUCAGUUGAAGCCAAGAGUAGUUUUACAAGAUGUCAAACCUUAUCCUAAAAUAACAUUACAAACAGUGGCAGAAUUACCCGAAAUACCACAGUUUAAACCCAAAGAACCAAGCAAAUCUCCUACAACAGAUACACUGGAUUCUACAAGAGCUGUAGAUAAAAAGAGGAAAGAAAGAAUCCGGCAAAUCAAGGAAAUGUUGAAUAAGGGUAUACCCUCUGUUAAUGUUAACCGAAGGCCAUCGUUUCCUAUAGUGCGUGCUAAUAAAACUGAACCAAUAGCUAAAAGUCGUCCUACAUUGAUGGCAUUGGAACUGUUCAAUCCAGCUACGGAUGAUAUGGACAGUGACUCCAGCGGAGUAUCAUCGCCAGACUCUGUCGACAGUGUUAUCAGCGUAGUACCCGAUGAACUUCGCAAGACAGCUGUGGAAAAAGAUCAAGUGACUCCAGCUGUGGCAGAAACAAAGAAAGAGGAGACAAUAACUAAAGAAAAAUCACCGUCAGUUUCACCAGCUCCACAAACCAUAAUUUCCGCUGCUGCUGAAGUGGCACAUUCACUGGACGAGACCUGCGAAACUGUGAUACAAUCAAGUCCACGAUCCAAAAGACGACAUCUUGAUAAAAUCGAAAGUGCUGACGCCAUGACAAUCAUUCAAGGAGCCUCCAGCAGUAGCAGCAGUAGCAAUUGGAGCUUAAACAAACUAUCUCCAGGCGACUUAAGGAUCUUGGAAGACAAAUCGAGGUCUCAGUCUCAUACCAGUUCUAGUGGGAGCUCGUCAAGUCUUGAACGCCUCUCUCCUGGCAGGAGGUCCAAAGAUAGAUCACCAAAACUGGGCAGUACAAGUAAUUCUACAUGGAGCCUCAAUAGAUUGUCCCCAAAUAGACCGGAAGGAAGAUCACUAGAUGAAAAUUUAAGUAAAAGCCAUAGAAGUCCAACUCGACUACAGUAUGAUUCUAUUUCAAUAUCCAGUACAGAUUCAGAAAAAUCUAUCACUAAAUCAGAUAGUUUUAAUAGGAUACAAAAUGAACCUUUAAUAACGUGUAAAUCAGAUAUGUUAGCAAAAGAAGAAGAUUGGGUGCCUGACCAACCAGAUCGAAAUCAACAUUUAACAGAAUUUGCUGAAAAGCUAAGUGAGAAAUUAUUACAAGAAAUCGAUCAAUACUCAAAGAGAAUAAACGAAGAAGAUUUUGAUUUGCCUAGCAGUAGUAGUAGUGAAAAGAGUAUAUCACUUAGAUUGAAACGGGAAGAGGAAGAUAGAAAUACGCAAAAAAUAUUGGAUGAACUUUCAGAUAGCUUGCAACACUUAGAAGAUCCAUACAUAAAUAAAUUAAAUGCAGAAAUGAAAGGUCUAAAUAAGCUGAUGGGUGCAGAUAUACACGAGAAGGCUAAAUAUGUAGCUUCAAUUAACGAUUCACAAGAGACUGAUAUUAACAAAUUGUUUCCUAAAUGUGGCACUAAGACAAAGAGCAAAAAGAGAUCGAAAGACGUGGACCCUAUUAUUAACAAAUAUAGGGAAUUGAAAAAGACAAUGAAAGUAACAAGCGACGAGGACUUAUACCUCAACAACUGUGCCAACCAUGUAAAACCAGUUACAGAUGAAAAAUUACCAGACACAGAAUCAAAAAAUCCGGACGACGAUAGUGCUAUAUGUUCCAGCAAUGGAAAUCCUGAGAUAACUAUAGAUUCCGGUGCAUACGAUACGAGUCAAUCCCUUGAAACUGGCUAUUCCUUAGAAUCUGAAAUCAGCGUGGACUCAUUAUGUACAAGCACCGAUAAAAGAUCAUCCCUGAAGGUGGGGCAGUCUACUGACUCUAGUGAUUUGGACAAAAUGGAAAUAAGUCCAGAAUCGAUAACAUCUCGAUCGAGUGCGAGCACCGCACCACUGAAGUCUGGCUUUUCAAUAGAGUCGAGUGAUACUUCAGCCGGGAGCGACUGGAGUCGACGCGACAAAACUGGAAGCACCGCGUCUUUGGGCUGCGCUAGUCUCGCGUCACUGCCCUCGUGUAGCGACUGUUCCAAGGACAGGAAGCUGCUGGAGAUGAGGUCGUCAUCCGAGGACGCGGCCGCCGCCCCCGCCGCCCCCGCGCGCGCCCCGCCCCACGCCCCUCUCCUGCCCUCGCUCAGUGACGGCUCGGACAGCCUGCCCUCGGAAGGAGGAGCGGUCACCUACCACAGAUAUUACCACGUCUUCAAACGAGGAGAGCUCGAUCAACUGAUCGAGCAAUACGUGGAAAGCCUUCACGUUGUAUCUUCAUAUUACGACCAGGCCAGUUGGUGUGUUGUUGCAGAAAAAGUACAAGUGUGGACCAUUUAGAUUUUUACUUCGAAACGGAAUUUUGAUAAGCGUGAUGCUGGCCUGCUCUUGCGCAGAGCUAAUUAAAUCUUAUAAAAUAGUGAACAUUAUAACGAAUGUUGAACUUUGAACAGUACUUUAGUGCAGUGAUUACAUCCAAGUGACCUUCCUAACUCUUAGGCCUAGCGCAUGGUGAAUGGACGCCACGACAAAGGAUCUUUGGGCAUAUUUUACUUUAUACAGCUUAUCUACUCUGUAAAUAUUUCUGUACUAAUGGGAUUAUUAAAGCUGUUCGUUCAAUGUACAAAAUAUGUAUCCCAAAUUCUUUGGCGAGGUUUGGCCAUCAGUGUUCGCGUGACCAUAUAGUGAGUGUAAGGACAUAUUCAUGAAAACCGAUCUUAUAAAACCCUACGAGAAUUGCCAAAAGCGUAGCUUUUGUUUUAAAUAAUAUUCUAGUUCACUAUACUGGUUUACUAAUUAUUAUAUCUCUAAUAUAUCUUUGUUGCCCAAAACGCAGCAUCAUAGACACUAUUCAAAAUCAAAAUAAUCAAGUGAAGAAAUUUUUUUUCGGAUGCCGUUGCGGUAUUAAUUUAAGUCCAGUUGGAUUAAUAAAAAAAAAUGUAAAUUAUUAAUAUUUUUUAGCUAACCACAAAUAUUAUUGAUUACCUAAUAAGGGCCGAAAAAAAAUUUUGCUGAAAAUACCAGUCAUUAUGAAAAUUAGUGUUGUAUUUUUUAAUUGACCUAUUAGCUGCGUCAUACUAAGGGCAUUAGUGUUCUGUGCGAGAACUCGCGUCAAAUGAAAAUUAAGAGCUUUAAAUAGUGAAAAUUAAAUAUAUUAUACACUUGAGUGGCUCAAUAUAACAUAAGCUAUUCGUAGCUUGUGUAUAACUUAAAUCAUGUAUACCCACCGAUGAUAUUCUCUUGUUAUUGUAAACUAAAUAUAUCUAUACCAUACUUCAAAACCAAAAAUUGUAUCACUAUUUUGAAAUUUUAAUUAUUAAAGUUAUCAUCUUAUACAGUAUAAUUAUAAUAGAAAUUAUUCUAUCUAAGACAAUAAAGAGAUUAGGAAACUGUUUGCAUAGUCUAUUAUAUAUUCUUAAAUUAUAAUAUUUGCUUUAGGUUUGUAUUUAUUAUAAAAAUAACAUAGACAUAUGAAUAUUAUGUACUACAUCUAUUACUUAACUAUAUAUUUUUGGUUUUGGAACAUGGUUUACAAAUUAUGUCUAAAAUUGUUACUUAUACUUCGAAAACAAAAUGAAUUAAGUAUAUUAUAAUAUAACGAGCUGGCCUCUCAUACAAAAGGAAUAUGUAUAAAUUUUGCAUGGGUCCAUUAUCACAUUGUUUCAUUACUCAUGUUUUUCUGCGUUAUAUUUUAUGUACUCAUACUAAAUUUGGACCAUUUAGUAAGGAUAGAGUGUUAGUGGUGGUAGAAUGAUGGUGAUCGUCUCCUUGCCUACAUGUCGCCACUUGAAAGUACAAAUACAUGCAUAAAUCAACUUGUUCAAUACUAUGUACUUAGUACUAUUAAAAGUUUACGCCUUAGGAAGGUAAAUAACCAAUUUUCUUCCGACUUCGGAUGUGUAGGGCAUGUAUAAUGUACCCCAUUAGAAUUCAUUUUUAUACAUAAAAUUCUUUUAUAAAACUAAUUUUCGUCAUACAUACUAGUAAUUUAUCGACAAAAUCGAUUUAUUAUAAGUGAAAAUAACGAAUUUUAAAUUUCAUUUUUAUUGACGUAUUAGUUAAUGGUAAGUAACUUAGGUAAGUUAAUUGAGACUAUUUUAAACGUUACAGUAACUUAAUAAUAAAGUAAGUACAUUUAUUCAUAUUCAUCACACAUUAACAGGAUUAUAGUAAGUUUUGAUGAACAAUAAAUAAAUUUGCUUAUGCGGUAAAAUAGAUUAACGUUGACAGAAGUAUUCGGUAUCAUAUUGUAAAUAAUCGCUAUAAGUAUAUAAAGCUAUUAGAAUUUAAUUAUGUUAUCAAAAUCAGUGAGAUUAAAAUUAAUAUAUUAGUGUAGUAAUCAUGAAACACAUGCUGUAAAUUUAAUAUUGUCUGCUAUAUGUAUAAGAAUCUCAUAUAUUAUGAUAUAAGAUAAUAUUAAGUAUACAGACUACGCAUAGUUCUUGCAUUGUCAUUAGGAUUAUACGCAAUUAGUAAAUACUAAAUCGAAAAGUAGAAACUAGGAGAAACAUAUAAAUAUGCACAACCGUUCGAUCUAGUCUACAGAUGUCAGAUUUAAAGUUCAGUAAAAUAGGUGAGAAAAUCAAAUCGCAAAUAAAUAUUCUUUGAAUGAAGAAACACAAACGCGGCGCCAGUCGCUGACUACAAGGAUAGUUCUACAAAU